AUGGCCGAGCAGCGUGGUGGCGAGAAGCGGCCCGUUAAGGCAGGCACCACGCUUUACCGGAAUGCCACCGUCAUCGCAACUUUCACGGAGCAGGCGGACGUCAAGGAUGGGGCGAUCUACGUCGAUGGCAACGUGAUCAAGUGGGUGGUGGACUGCAGCGACAAAGUGAUCAUCCCGGGCAUGGUUAACACGCACCACCACAUGUACCAGAGCCUGACACGCUGCAUCGCGCAGGACUCCCCGCUGUUCAACUGGCUGACCUCUCUGUACCCAGCAUGGGCCACCAUGACCUCCAACGACGUCUACAUCUCAGCCAAGCUGUCCAUGGCCGAGCUGCUCCUCUCCGGCUGCACCUGCUCCUCGGACCACCUCUACAUCUACCCCAACGACGUCACCCUGGACGACACCAUCCGCGCCGCCCGCGAGAUCGGCAUGCGCUUCCACCCCACCCGCGGCAUCAUGACGCUGGGCAAGAGCAAGGGCGGCCUGCCCCCCGACAAUGUGGUGGAGGAGACCGACAGCGCGCUGGAGGAUGCCAAGCGCCUGAUCGAGCAGUAUCACGACCCCGAGAAAUACUCAAUGAUGCGCGUCGGCAUCGCGCCAUGCUCCCCCUUCAGCGUGACCAACGACUGCAUGGAGGGAGCUGCCAAGCUGGCCCGGCAGUACCAGCAGGUGCGCCUGCACACGCACCUGGCGGAGAACCAUCAGGACAUCACCUACAGCGAGAAGACCUAUGGCUGCCGCCCGGGGCGCUACCUGCAGCAGGUGGGCUGGGACCGCAGCGACUGCUGGUUUGCGCACUGCGUGAUGCUGGAUGAGGGGGAGCGCAAGCAGUUUGCAGAGUGCGGCCUGGGCGUGGCGCACUGCCCCUCAUCCAAUGCCCGCCUCGCCUCGGGCAUCUGUCCGGUGCGCCAGCUGCGGGACGAGGGCGUGAAUGUGGGGCUGGGCGUGGAUGGCUGCGCCAGCAACGACAGCGGCAACCUGCUGGAGCAAGCGCGCUGGGCGCUGCUGCUGCAGCGCGGCCUGCUGCGCGACGUCAAGGGCAUGAAGGUGCGAGAGGCGCUCGAGAUUGCCAUCCAGGGCGGCGCCGGCAACCUGGGGCGCGACGACAUCGGCCGGCUGGCACCCGGCUAUGCCGCAGACUUUGUGGGCUGGAAGCUGACGGGCAAUGUGGCGCUGUCGGGUGGGCUGGGCGACCCCGUGGGUGCCCUCAUCCUGUGCACUCCCGGCCCCGUGGACCUGUCUGUCAUCAACGGCGAGCCCAUCAUCCAGGACGGCAAGCUGCUGACGUGUGACCUCGAGGAGCUGAUUCGGGAGCACAACACGGCGUCGGCGAGGGUGUGCGCCGCGGUGGGCUCACCCGACCUGUGA
Messenger RNA from Chlorella variabilis, 1371 nucleotides. RefSeq lists its product as hypothetical. Bases 1 to 1371 code for a protein of 456 amino acids. Lineage: Eukaryota; Viridiplantae; Chlorophyta; Trebouxiophyceae; Chlorellales; Chlorellaceae. The record is from RefSeq and is a predicted model, not a curated record. Gene Ontology annotation, molecular function: hydrolase activity, acting on carbon-nitrogen (but not peptide) bonds. The transcript is spliced from 13 exons.